CGCGGCGGGAAACGGCGGCGCGCGAGCCGGGGUGUCCCGAGCCGGAACGGCCCCGGAACGGCCCCGGGAGCGGCAGGCCUCGGACCCCAUUCCUUAGUGCGGCCCCUUCUGCCUGUCCGAGUAAGGUGUGUUGCUACAGCCUUCCGAUGGGGGCAAAGCCAGCAGCGAAAAGAUACGAAACAAGGAAUAAGAGAGCAGGGACAGAGGUGGCACCAUCCAAGUCCCGGGUGGACUGGAGGCGCACCAGAAGGGCGCUGGUACUGCUCGACAGCGACCAGGAGUCCUCAGGCAGCUCCGAGGAGCAGGAGACCGCCACAUCGGAGAGCGAAACGGAUGAACGGGGCCGGGCGGCUGCCGGGAGUCUGCCGCCGGACCGGGAGCUGAAGGAGCGCGCUGGGGAAGGGACGGAGGAUGGUGACGAUGAGUGCGUGGUGCCUGGGAAGCGCAAGAGGCUGAGCGCCUCUGUGAUGUACGACAGCGAUGGAAGUGAGGGCAGUGACAUUCUGGUUCGGAAGGUUCAUGCCAAGCGCCGCUGCGCCAUGCUGGACGGGGCGAGCUCCGAAGAAGAGCAGCCUGAUAAAACACGCCCCGCAGAGAAUGGUUCUGCUAGUAAGAAACAGAAAGUGCUUGCAAAACUGAAAGAACUUGUGAGACGAAGCGCAGCUCGGAGAUCCUGCAGCAGUGCGAAUUGUGAGGAUUCUAGUAGUGAAGCAUCAGUAGAAGAGGAACCACCCUGUCAAUUGCCCCUCACACUCUCAGAAGGUAGUGAAACUGACAGUGACAGCAUGAAAGAUUUUGUAGUAGAGGAAGAGGAAAACGAUGAUGAUGAUGACAUUGACAACACAGAGCAUAUGAAGACUGAAAAUCAGCCACAUCAAAAGCAACCAAAUCCAUCAAACAGUGAGCUGCUGGCACACUACAUCCCACAGUUACCUCGCUGUGAUCAUUAUGUACACUUCAAAAGAAUAGUAAAGGCUUUCCUCAUAAAUGCAAUUGAUGACAGUUUUCUGAGCUCAUUAUAUGAUGGAACAAGACAAAAGAGGUAUGCAAAAGAUAUGCUGCUCUCACUUCAUUAUUUGGACAACCGCUUCAUUCAGCCUCGUCUUGAGAACUUAAUCUGUAGAAGUCGCUGGAAAGAUCGAUACAAGGAGCGUGUGGAUUGUUACCCAGAUGUUCGCAUAAGCCUGAAAAAUACAAAAAAUAUGUCUUGUCAGGCUUGUGAGAUGAAGAGGUGUUGUAAGUUCAAUGUGUUGCUCUCUGGAAGGCUUUAUAAUAGUAAAACUUUAGAAGUGGAUGACUUCAUGUCAGGUGAUAAACAGGUUUUGAAGGUUGGCGUGGUGUGUGCAAAUCGUACAAGAGUUUAUCACAACUUGAAACACUUCAAGUACAAGUUGUACAUGGAUUGCAGCUCUGUUGUUGGAUUGGAUGGUGUUGAGGAUGAACCAGUCAAGGACACUGUAGAGCGGCUUUUCAGCCACUUGGAAGAGAAUGGAUGGAUUCAGAAGAGAUACAAUGAUCUUGAAGAUUACAUGGAGGAUGCAGACACUUUUCAAGAAGAGAAAAUUGAUUAAGAGGCCAUAUAGCUCUUUGAAAGACAACUUUAAAAAUGUAAAUGGCCUACUUCAUCUGCAUGCACUUUAUCUCUGCCUGGACUUCGAGAUUUCCAUGUAGGCUGUUAACCUAAAUUCAUAUGCCUUUAAAUUACUGUUUGAAAUGUGCUGUAUCUUUUUUUUUCUCAUCUGUGUCAAUAUAAACCCAAAGUUUUACCAAAUCAGUCCUUUCAGUGUUACUGCAUUAAGCACUUUAAGUUUCUUACUGUUAGAAAUAUCAGUUCAAUAUCUAUUUACUUGUGAAAUAAAACUUCCACCUAUUUAGAUUGAGCUGCAUUGUAGACAACGUAGGAGAUGCUGAGAUCUUUUGAAGUGAGCAUAUUUGGAAAGGUAAGACUUUGUUAUACAAGCACUUGGCACUUGAUCUUACUUCCUUAUUGCCCAUUAUGUGCAAGUACAGUCAGUUAGAAUGAUAGUUACAACAAACAGGACCCAAAUGCAAAGAUCUAUUUCUCCUCUGAGGAAUCAGUAUAGACAGUUGCAAGGCAACAGAGGAAAUAUUCUGCAGUCCUGACUGCAUUUGCAGCACUAUAGUCAUUCCUCUCUUGAGAAAGUAGGUGAUGAGUCACAGUAUGGACGUCAUACAGACUGAGUCUGGCUUAGCCAUCUAAAUGAACACAUGGGCCCACAUUGCUGUCUCUGAUAAGCAGCUGGGGCAAUUUACUGAGAUUUUAAACAUCAGGUUACAUUAUGCAAACAUAAUGGCAGCAACUUGGAGUAACUGCAGUCCUAUGAGACUGGAUUAAUAUGCCCAUGCAAGAUAAGCAAGAAUUCUUCCAGUGUAACUCAACAGAAAGUAGGAGUUAGUCAGAAACAGGAUGCAUGGCUUACCAGAAUUUCAUGAAACCCAAGUCAGAGUAGAUUUUUUAAGGAUUUAGGAAGGUUUAAGUAUGGUACUGUCCAUUCUGAAAAAUUGGACAAGAACCGUAAAUGUGCACUUGCAGCCCAGAAAGCCAACUGUGUCCUGGGCUGCAUCCAAAACAGCAUGGCCAGCAGGCUGAGGGGAGGUGAUUCUAUUCCUCUGCUCUUAUGAAGUUUUAAACUCAAAGAAGUAUAAAUGGACAUAUGGAAGAAAUUUUUUAUUGUGAGGUUGAUGAGGCACUGGCACAGGUUGCCCAGAGAAAGUAUGGAUGCCCCAGCCCUGGAAGGGUGUUAAGGUUAGGUCAGGAUGGGGCUUUAAGAAAUUUGGUAUACUGGAAGAUAUGCCUGGCCAUUAUGAUCCUUAAAGGUCCCUUCCAACCCAAAUUAUUCAGUGUUCCUUCCCUGUAUUUUGGGCUGCAUAUGAAAAGAAUCAGAUACAGCCUAAGAUAAAAUGCAGGGCACGGCUUUUGAAUCCUACAUCUUGCCGUAUGCACAGACUCUGUUAGUGUUUUGUGGUUGAACAACUUAGUGAAAGACUGUUAACACUCUUAAUCCUUUUAACAGGUUACUCUUUUAGCAGCAAAACUAAUGGAAUCUGAUUUCUCAUAGAUUUGUCCGUAAGUUACACAUUUAUAUUGCCACUUUACUGGGAACAGAUAGGCUGAUUGGGUAGGCAACUGCUGCCAGGUGUAUGGCUUAACAAUGAACAUCUGCUGCCUUUUUUACAUAGGCUGUACCUUAGAUUUAUCAUUCUAUACCCUUUUUCCAGCAUUCACUGUGAGAAAUGAACUGCUUUUACUUUUUUAAGGAUUUGAAAUUCAGCAAUGUUUUAAAUGGUAUUAAGAUGAGUUAGUAGCAUCAGUACUUCUUUGUACCACACACAGAUACAAGAUAUACAAAACCAAGAUGAUAAUUCCCAGUAAAAAGACUGAGGCUUGCUGUCAAAUAAACUUACAUUGAAGAUAUUCUUUCCAUACCUUACCUGUGGGUUAGAUACAUAAAAUUCUGAGAUUCCAUAUGUCUUACUUGUAUCUAUCUCUCUGGUUACCAAAGCUGAAGUUUUCCUUCUUUAUUCCUUUUCUUCCCUCAUCUCUGUUCUUCUGGGAAUAUUGGUGGGAACACACGCAUCAACUAUAAAGUACUCAGGAACCCAUCUUGAAUAUAUUUCUUUUAGUUACUUCUUUUAGAGACCUCACUUCUUUCUGUUAACAAAUCUCUGUAUCGUUUGGUUUGCUUCUCUAGAACAUAACAUACAUUUGGUGUGUAACUUUAUUCUUAAAAAGGAAAACCAUUCUGAAAUGAGUUCUGUACCAUGUAAUGGAGUAUGUCCUCUUAGAGCCUUCCUGACUGGUCCUAAUUUUUGUUACCACAUGAAUUUUCUGAAAACUCUCAAGACUAUGACUUUGCUUAAAAAUUUUGUUGUCAAAAUGAAUGGUUGAUCUCUCAUUUUGCUACAUUAAAACAAUUCACUACCAAAGUAAAGAAUAAGUUUGUGAAACACUGGCUUGCUGAUUACAGGUAAUACUUCAAGAAUACAUACAGUUUGAUUGAAAAUUGAAAUGGUCCAUUCUACUCAUUUUUUCGUAUCCCAGACCUUGUUUCUCACCUCUUCUUUAUUCACCUAAAAAGCGUGUGCUAUCUACAGCAUUUUUUUCCAAAUCAUUGUUUUUUCUGUUGCUAGCAGGAAUACAAAAGUAUUCUGAUGGAACUUCUUUGUAGAAAGUGCUUCCCUAGGUUUACUAAUCUUGGCUGUGGUAUCACCAGUGGGACUAAGAAAAUGCCUUAAAUUGAAAUCACUCAUUUCUGUUUCAGUAAGAAACAUAUUUGAUUUGGCAGGAGCUGAUGUUUUUGUGUAUAUUGUGUCUCUUAAACUCUGAUAUUCCCCUCACUGAGAUGAGAGGAAGUGAUAAUAUUCGUGUGGCUGUUGUUCUACCUGAAGUGUUUCUAAAAGACAGCAAAUGUGAAGUGUCAUUACAUCACUUUUACAUUUGUCUUCACCACAGAAAGUUUAAAAAUUGUUUAGAAGAGUAAAUAUGUAAAAAUUUAGAUCAAAUUUUCCAGGUCUGUCUGCAAAUGCUAGUAAAGCAUGAAGCACAAAGAAGACUCUUACCCCUGAGACUUUCUAUAUAUAGAAAGAAUCACUAAGAAUAUUUCUAGCAGAAAAAAAAAAAAGUGCAAAUAUCUAAUGAUGGGAGAAGUUAGAAAUCUGACUAGUCUUUCAUGCUUUUUUUUCCACAUCAGAGAAUCUGAAUGGAGUUAGGAGUUGAGAGAAUAAAAUGUUUGUUCCAGAAAGAUA
Messenger RNA from Oenanthe melanoleuca, 4767 nucleotides. RefSeq names its product coiled-coil domain containing 82 (gene CCDC82). The record is from RefSeq and is a predicted model, not a curated record. The transcript is spliced from 8 exons. Lineage: Eukaryota; Metazoa; Chordata; Aves; Passeriformes; Muscicapidae. The coding region runs from base 147 to 1571 and encodes 474 amino acids. Gene Ontology annotation, cellular component: nucleus.